This is a messenger RNA of Clupea harengus (Atlantic herring), 1327 nucleotides long. RefSeq names its product actin-like protein 7A. The record is from RefSeq and is a predicted model, not a curated record. NCBI's taxonomy places the organism in Eukaryota, Metazoa, Chordata, Actinopteri, Clupeiformes, Clupeidae.
UAACUGGGUUGUAAUACGCAGGCUUGUAGGUGUGCUCUAACUAACGCACGGCCACUUAUCCCUCCUGCUGGAGCCCGCUGCUCUGCCUACCUGGCUGGCCUGAUCACAGUUGCUUGCGUCAUAGUACAUCAGGUGACCAGGCGCGAGAAUGUCAGCGUGCCCUGAACACAGAUCAGCGGGGAAGACUCAAAUGAGCCAUCUAUCAGUCCGGGAUGAAGUCUACGAGGGCGGUGGUUUUUGAUGUCGGGAGCGGCUCUGUCAGAGCGGGCCUCGCAGGAGAGCCUGCCCCGACGUGUGUCAUUCCAAGUUUAGCGAAAAUGACGCACCACAGCUCCUCCGCGCGUCCCAGAUCGGGUUUCGUGGGGGCGGACAUAGCAGUGGACGCCCCCACAGUCUGCCCCGUGCGUAACGGGAUCAUAACGGAUUGGGCUGCUAUAGAGUGGGUGUGGGAGUGCGCUUUCCGCAACCUGAACGCGCCGCCUGAGAGGCACGCGGUGUUGCUCUCGGAUCCUCCCCAGAGUCCUCGCACAAACCGUGAAAAGCUCGCGGAGGUCUUGUUCGAAACUUUCUGCGUUCCAGCCCUGUAUGUAGAAAACCAGUCGGUCCUUUCGGUGUACUCGUGUGGUCGAACCUCAGGACUGGUCGUGGAGAGCGGCGAGGGAUGCUCCUACGCCACACCAGUUCACGAGGGCUUUUAUCUACCCAGUAAUACCUGUAGGGUGGACUACGCAGGAAGCAGCUUGGACCGGUAUUUGCGCACACUAUUGCGACAGUCUGGCACAGAGAUUGCCGACGAUGCCACAGAUGACAUCAAGCAGAAAUGUUGUUAUGUCACUCCCGACCUAGACAUGGAACUCCACAAAGAUGACAGUCACGUAGAGCAUGUGUUGCCAGACGGUCAGCGCGUCCAGCUCGGGCGCGAACGAUUCCUCUGCCCUGAGGCGCUCUUUCAGCCCAGCGCAUUGGGCUCGCGGGAGUCUGGACUGCCUACGCUGGUGAUGAACUGUCUGAACAUGUGCGACAUCAGCCUUAAGCGGGAGCUGCUGCAGAACGUGCUGCUGUGUGGCGGAUCGACGCUCUUCCGCGGGCUACCUGAACGCAUGCAGAGCGAGCUCGACCGCGUGGUUCCCGGUGGUGGGGUGCGCGUGGUGGCCACAGACACUCGCAAACAUGCGGUGUGGGUUGGAGGUUCUAUCCUCGCGGCCUUGUCCGCCUUCCAGUCGAUGUGGAUGAGCAGGACCGAGUACCUGGAGAAAGGCCCACACGCCGUUUACCGGAGUUUCAUAUGAAGGUUUCUGACAUGUUUAAAAAAAAAUAUAUUAAAAUA